Galendromus occidentalis (western predatory mite) is the source of this 1689-nucleotide messenger RNA. Its product is annotated as Shaker cognate w. The transcript is spliced from 4 exons. Bases 7 to 1689 code for a protein of 560 amino acids. Gene Ontology annotation, biological process: action potential; potassium ion transmembrane transport; protein homooligomerization. NCBI's taxonomy places the organism in Eukaryota, Metazoa, Arthropoda, Arachnida, Mesostigmata, Phytoseiidae. Gene Ontology annotation, cellular component: postsynaptic membrane; axon terminus; dendrite membrane. Gene Ontology annotation, molecular function: delayed rectifier potassium channel activity; protein binding. The record is from RefSeq and is a predicted model, not a curated record.
GCCACCAUGAAUCUCGACGCUGAAAAUCGCGUCGUGCUCAACGUAGGAGGAAUACGCCACGAGACGUACAAGGCCACCUUGAAGAAAAUCCCGGCCACACGUCUCUCGAGGCUGACGGAAGCGCUCGCCAACUACGAUCCCAUACUGAACGAGUACUUCUUCGAUCGACAUCCAGGCGUAUUCGCUCAAAUUCUAAAUUACUACCGAACGGGCAAGCUGCACUAUCCGACCGAUGUGUGCGGGCCGCUGUUCGAAGAGGAACUCGAGUUCUGGGGGCUCGACGCCAAUCAGGUCGAGCCCUGCUGUUGGAUGACGUACACCCAGCACAGAGACGCCCAAGAAACAUUGGCCGUACUCGAUAGACUAGACCUCGAUACAGACAAACCGAGCGACGAGGAAAUUGCUCGAAAAUUCGGCUUCGAAGAGGACUACUACGCCGGACGUAUUACGUGGUGGCAGAAAACCAAACCGAAAAUGUGGUCCCUGUUCGACGAGCCGUACUCGUCGACGGGGGCGAAGGUGAUCGGAGUUAUGUCUGUGUUUUUCAUCUGCAUCUCGAUUCUAUCUUUCUGUCUGAAAACGCACCCCAACAUGAGAGUUCCCGUCAUCAAGAAUAUCACGGUGCGGACGUCGAACAAAGAGACGGCCUGGACUCUCGAUAAGCAACAAACGAAUCCCCACGAAGCGUUCUUCUACAUAGAGGUAGUUUGCAAUGCGUGGUUUACGAUAGAGAUUCUCUCACGUUUCAUAGCUUCGCCGUCGAAGCUAGUUUUCGUGCGCGGUGCCGUCAACAUCAUCGAUUUCACGGCCACGCUAUCGUUCUACAUAGAUCUGGCUCUGCAGCGGUUCGCCUCACAUCUCGAGAACGCCGAUAUUCUCGAGUUUUUCUCUAUAAUCCGUAUAAUGCGACUGUUCAAAUUGACGCGGCAUUCCGCCGGUCUGAAAAUCCUCAUCCAGACGUUCAAAGCGAGUGCCGGAGAGCUCAUACUUCUGGUAUUCUUCCUUGUGCUGGGUAUUGUGAUAUUUGCCUCACUUGUCUACUACGCGGAGAGAAUUCAAACGAAUCCCAACAAUGAUUUCAAUAGCAUCCCACUGGGCCUGUGGUGGGCUCUAGUGACGAUGACCACGGUGGGCUAUGGCGACAUGGCCCCGAAAACAUACGCCGGUAUGUUCGUGGGCGCACUCUGUGCCUUGGCUGGAGUGUUGACGAUUGCGCUUCCAGUACCUGUUAUAGUGUCCAAUUUCGCUAUGUUCUACUCCCAUACGCAAGCGAGGGCGAAACUGCCUAAAAAGCGGCGUCGCGUGCUGCCCGUCGAAGUACCCCGAGGGCCUAAUCGCAGGGGCGGGACUCAUGACGUCAAAGGAGCCUCGAUAGGCAACAAGUUUGGACAACAAGGUACAGAAGAGACUCAGCCUCCUCGACCGCCUCUGAAGCCUCGGGCUCCUGUUCUGCAAGAGGAAUAUAUACCCAUGCUUUCGAUUAACCACGCAGAGGGUUUGAAUCCUAAACCUCGACGGCCCAGCGACCAAAAACCCGGCUCGAGCUGCGUCACCAGUGCGGGUCCGCAACCAUCGACGAGCGCCGCCGCAUCAGGUACCAUCGCUCCACCGACGACGAGUCCCACUACGCCGGGACCCAGCACGUCAAAAGGCUCUCCCGAUUUGUUCCCACUUCAGUUAGCGGCCUAA